Molecule: messenger RNA, 603 nt
Organism: Lactuca saligna
Lineage: Eukaryota; Viridiplantae; Streptophyta; Magnoliopsida; Asterales; Asteraceae
Source: the annotation of a GenBank genome assembly
AUGAUUGGGUUGCUUCCCCACGAGAAGUUGAAGGUCGAGUUUGAGCUCUCUGAUUCAGAAGGCAGUCUGGAACCAACGAUUCCACUCAGCCUCUCUGAACGGGAUGAAGAAGACAAGGAUGUGGAAUCUAAGGUGGAAACUGAAGAAGACCUGAACGAGGAACCUGAAGAAGACCCGUAUGAGGAAGCUGAAGAAGACCUCGAGGAGGAACCCGAGGGAAAUCACAUGGAGUACCAUGUGGAACAAAGAUACGAAAUGUUCCAUAUGCCCUAUGUGGAGUACACACCAACUAGCUCUGGAAACCAAAUACGUGUUAAGGCUGCUGAGAAAAGUAAGCCCAAGAUACGAAGGUUAGAACAGGAGGUGUUGGAUCUAAGGAAACCCACUAUCACUAAGUUGUUGGAAGGGUUUGUGGCUCAGGCAAAUCAAGCCAAGACCGCGACUUACAUAUUCCUAAAUAGGGUGGUUGGAAGAGACCCACCCCAGGCCGAGGUGGUGGUCAUUCAAAGUGGUUCCGGAGAUCGCAAAGCCAAGAAAAUAAGGAAGUACUUGAAGGGGCGAAAGCGAAUCUUGAAAUAUGAUGACAUUGUGUUUAAAAAGUAA